This is a messenger RNA of Dimorphilus gyrociliatus, 3467 nucleotides long. The record is from the annotation of a GenBank genome assembly. NCBI's taxonomy places the organism in Eukaryota, Metazoa, Annelida, Polychaeta, Dinophilidae.
AUAAAACUGGUUGGAUUUGUGUAUUAGUUGGAGAAUGUUUUGCUAGCAAAACAAAUAUGGCGCUGAGGAGAGGAAUAGUAAACUCCGAUCAAGAAGUAGAAAGUGACAAUCAUCGCGAACUAUUUGAAGCCUGUAAAUCAGGAGAUGUAAUCAAAGUUAAGCGCUUGUGUACCACUCAGAACGUAAAUGCCAAAGAUACAGCAGGACGAAAGUCUACUCCUUUGCAUUUUGCAGCUGGAUUUGGUCGAAAGGACGUUGUUGAGCACUUGUUAAAUUUUGGAGCAAAUGUUCAUGCAACUGAUGAUGGUGGAUUAAUACCUUUACAUAAUGCUUGCAGCUUUGGACAUGCAGAAGUUGUAACACUACUAUUACAACACGGUGCUGAUCCAAAUGCUCGCGAUAAUUGGAAUUAUACGCCAUUACAAGAAGCAGCAAUAAAAGGAAAAAUUGAUGUCUGUAUAGUUUUAUUACAAAAUGGGGCCGACCCCAAAAUUCAGAAUACCGAUGGUAAAACUGCAUUAGAUUCAGCUGAUCCCGCUGCCAGAGCUGUUCUAUCAGGUGAAUAUAAAAAGGAAGAAUUAUUGGAAUCUUCAAGAAGUGGUAGCGAAGAAAAAAUGCUUCAAUUAAUAACACCGUUAAACGUAAAUUGCCACGCCGCUGAUGGUCGAAAGUCAACUCCACUACACUUAGCGGCGGGAUACAAUAGAACAAGAAUUGUACAAAUAUUAUUACAAAAUGGGGCUGAUGUUCAUGCUAAAGACAAGGGUGGAUUGGUUCCACUUCACAAUGCAUGUUCUUAUGGACAUUUUGAAGUUACAGAAUUACUAUUGAAGAAAGGUGCCUGCGUAAACGCUAUGGACCUUUGGCAGUUUACACCACUACACGAAGCCGCUGCUAAAAAUCGAGUUGAAGUAUGUUCUCUAUUGUUAGCUCAUGGAGCCGAUCCCACCUUAGUUAAUUGCCAUUCAAAAUCUGCUUUGGAUUUAGCAACCUCCGAAUUGAGAGAAAGGAUUGCUUACGAACAUCGAGGCCACAUUAUUUUAGAAGCUGCCAGACAGGGGGAUACCACACGCCUAAAAAAGCAUUUAUCUAUAGAAUUUGUUAAUUUCAAACAUCCAUUUACCGGCGAUACCCCACUACAUUGUGCGGCUUCAUCUGCGUACCAGAAAAGAAAAGCCAUUUCUGAAUUACUAAUAAGAAAAGGUGCCGACUUGGACGAUAAAAAUAGGGAGUUUUUGACGCCUCUACAUAUCGCCACUGACAAAGGUAAUUUAGAUGUUUUGGACACACUUCUAAAACACAGUGCCAAGGUAAAUGCUCUCGAUGCCCUUGGCCAGACUGCUUUGCACAGGGCCGCUACUGCAGGAAAUGGACAAGCCUGUCGAAUCUUACUCUCAUUUAGCGCAGAUCCUAGUAUUGCCUCUCUCCAAGGAUUCACUGCUUCACAUCUUGCACCUGAGGAUAUACAGAAAAUGUUAAGAGAGGACGUUUCAGUUUCUGGUAGUGACGCAGAUGUACAAUUGCUGGAGGCUGCUAAAACGGGUGAUUUAGAAGUAGUUAAGAGAUUGAUAACUGCUCAUCCGCAUGCUGUAAACUGCCGAGAUGUCGAUGGGCGACAUUCGACUCCCCUACAUUUUGCUGCUGGCUAUAAUCGAGUUGGUGUUGUUGAAUUUUUACUACAGAACGGAGCCGACGUACACGCAAAAGAUAAAGGGGGUCUUGUUCCUUUACACAAUGCAUGCUCUUAUGGACACUUCGAAGUUACGCAAUUGUUGUUAAAUCAUGGCGCCUCUGUCAACGUAGCUGAUUUAUGGAAGUUUACACCAUUACACGAAGCAGCAGCUAAAGGAAAAUUUGAUAUUUGUAAAUUGUUAUUAAAGCAUGGCGCUGACCCUAACAAAAAGAACCGGGACAGUCAUACGCCUUUAGAUCUUGUUAAAGACGGUGACCAGGAUGUUGCUGACUUAUUAAGAGGCGACGCAGCUUUGUUAGAGGCAGCAAAAAAAGGAAAUCUGCCAAGAGUUCAAAAAUUAUUGACAGCAGAUAAUAUUAACUGCAGGGACAAUCAAGGACGAAACUCAACGCCUCUUCAUUUGGCUGCUGGCUAUAAUAAUGUAGAAGUAGCUGAAUUCUUGUUAGAACGUGGCGCCGACGUUAAUGCUCAAGAUAAAGGUGGAUUAAUACCUUUACAUAAUGCUUCUUCCUAUGGACACGUAGACAUUGCAGCCGUGUUAAUUAAAUACAAAGCAAGUGUUAAUGCCGUCGACCGAUGGGGUUAUACACCUCUACACGAAGCCGCUCAAAAAGGUCGAACACAAUUAUGCGCACUUUUGUUGAAUCAUGGAGCUGAUCCGAUGUUGAAAAAUCAAGAAGGACACACAUCAUUUGACUUAUCAGCGGCUGAAGACGUAAGGGCAUUGCUAAAAGAUGCAAUGACACCUGGAAACAAUACAUCUCGUUUGAACGAUAAUUCUACACUUCAAGCCAGCUGUCUAUCUUCUCCAAGCUGCGAUUUAGCACCUAGCGGAGCAGAGUCAAAAUUACCGCCUACAAUCGCAUUGGGCGAUACUGGAGAUAAUAAUCUAACAGUUGCAAAAUUAUUGAAGGCCGCGGGCUUAGAAAGUUUGCAGGAAAUGUUCGCAAAAGAGCAGAUUACGGUCGACGUCUUAGCCGAAAUGGGUCACGAUGAGUUGAAAGAUAUAGGUGUAACAGCUUAUGGACACCGUCAUAAACUUCUGAAGGCUGUUGAUAAAUUUAUUCAUCACGGUGUACAAGGCUCUACUGUUAGGUUCCCGUCCGCCACUAACGCUUCUGGUUCUUGUCAAACAACUUUAAUUACUUUGAGACUUGAUGACCCCGAAUAUAAAGCUGUUGAUCAUCUAAUGCAAUCAACAAUAAGAGAGCACAAAGAUAACUGUGGAGGAGUAUUUAAAGCGUACAAAAUUGCUAAGAUUCAAAGAAUUAAAAAUAAGAGAUUAUUGGAUCGUUACUAUCACCGAAGAGCAGAAGUGGCAGAAGAGAAUGAAGGGAACGCAAAUGAAGUAUCCUUAUUUCAUGGUUCACCAUUUGUUAAUUCUAUUGUUAAGAAAGGAUUCGAUGAACGACAUUCGUAUUUAGGUGGCAUGUUUGGUGCCGGCCUCUACUUUGCUGAGAACUCUUCAAAAAGUAACCAAUACGUUUACGGUAUUGGAGGUGGAACUGGAUGUCCUUCGCACAAAGACAAAUCUUGCUACGAAUGUGAAAGACAGAUGAUCUUAUGUAAAUUAACCCUAGGCAAAAAGUUUAUUCAGUAUUCAGCAAUGAAAACCGCCCAUUCGCCUCCAGGACAUCAUUCCGUUGUUGGACAACCAACACCGGGUGGUCUAAAUUACGCGGAAUAUGUCGUAUAUAGGGGCGAACAGGCAUAUCCCGAAUUUCUCAUAACAUAUCUCAUUGUGAAACCGGAAGAUGAUCCGUCCGACAAUUGA